CGUGUACCACUGUCACGAUGCCUGAGGUAAACACAGAUCACCUGGAUGAGCAGCAGGUGCAGCUCUUGGCGGAGAUGUGCAUUCUGAUCGAUGAAAACGAUAAUAAGAUCGGAGCGGAUACCAAGAAAAACUGUCACUUGAAUGAAAACAUUGAUAAAGGUUUACUGCACCGAGCUUUCAGUGUUUUCUUAUUUAAUACUGAAAAUAAACUGUUACUGCAGCAGAGAUCAAAUGCAAAAAUUACAUUUCCAGAUUGUUUUACCAACACUUGUUGCAGUCAUCCUCUGAGCCAUCCACUAGAACUGGAAGAAAAUAACGCCAUUGGUGUUCGGAGAGCAGCACAGAGACGACUGAAAGCAGAGUUAGGAAUUCCCAUGGAGCAGGUAACUCCGGAAGAAAUCUCCUAUCUGACACGAAUUCACUACAAGGCCAAGUCUGAUGGGAUCUGGGGUGAACACGAGAUAGACUAUAUCCUCUUUGUACAGAAGGACGUCAUGUUGAAUCCCGACCCUAACGAGAUCCAGAGCUACUGCUACGUGACACAGAAAGAACUGAAACAGCUCUUGGACAAAGCUUCCAAGAAUGAAGUUAAGAUUACUCCAUGGUUUAAACUGAUAGCAGAGACCUUUCUUUUUAAGUGGUGGGAUAACUUACCUAACUUGAACAAAUUCGUUGAUCAUGAAAAAAUACACAGAAUGUAAAUAGCUGGAGUAAAAGCUGCCGAAGGCCAGCAGUGAUGCGCUCUCAUAAACACUGUGGUAACUUGUGACUCUUGAGUGCAGAAAAUUGAUCGACCUGGAGCAUGUUUAGUAACUUUAUACAGAUGGUCAUAACCAAUGUUUUUUCUUCUCUCUUCACCUCCUCUUCCCCCC
Mesitornis unicolor (brown roatelo) is the source of this 872-nucleotide messenger RNA. RefSeq names its product isopentenyl-diphosphate Delta-isomerase 1. Gene Ontology annotation, molecular function: isopentenyl-diphosphate delta-isomerase activity. Gene Ontology annotation, biological process: isoprenoid biosynthetic process; isopentenyl diphosphate biosynthetic process. Gene Ontology annotation, cellular component: cytoplasm. The transcript is spliced from 4 exons. The record is from RefSeq and is a predicted model, not a curated record. Bases 18 to 701 code for a protein of 227 amino acids. Lineage: Eukaryota; Metazoa; Chordata; Aves; Mesitornithiformes; Mesitornithidae.